Messenger RNA from Mytilus californianus (California mussel), 781 nucleotides. Its product is annotated as fucolectin-5-like. The record is from RefSeq and is a predicted model, not a curated record. Lineage: Eukaryota; Metazoa; Mollusca; Bivalvia; Mytilida; Mytilidae. The transcript has 3 exons. The coding region runs from base 158 to 751 and encodes 197 amino acids.
UUGUGUUGCGUGACAUGGCCAAACUUCCUUGAUCAUUAUGUGCAUGACAGCAGAUGUCUGCAUAGAUAUCUACUUCAUUAGAAACAGAGAAUUAAUUAUAACCGUUUAUAAAUAUUCUCUUCUAAAUUGAUAACAAAAGUUGUUGAGCAAUUUAAAAAUGCAGCAAGUAGUAUUUAUAUUUGUCUUCUGUGUCUGUUUCGCAUGUCAUAUAACGAUUUCCGUUGGAAACAGUUCAGAUGUUAGGCUGGAAUCUAAGAUUGAUACCAUCAAAGCACAGCUUGAUCGCAGUCUUUUCAUACUUGAGAAAGACUUCAAACAACAGAAUGUUGCUCUGAGGAAAACAAGCCAACAAAGCUCCUGGUAUGCAAAUACACGUUCAUGGGGUAACAAUCAAUGCUGUGCAACUGACUAUGCGAACGAUGGAAAUCCAACCACAUUCUCACAUACUGAACUGGAAAACUUACCAUACUGGUGGGUCGAUCUUGGACAUGUGUAUGAUAUAAAGCGAAUUGAAAUAAAAAACCGUGUAAAUUAUGGUGACCGUCUACGUGACUUGGAUAUCACAGUUGGGCCAACAUUGAAAGAAAUGUCCUUAUUUGCACACUAUAAAGGUCCAGGAAAGGAUAAUGAGCUACUUGUUUUCCGUUGGAACCACCAAAUGAGUGGCCGUUAUGUCAAAGUGACCAUGAAAGGCAGGGGAUACCUACAGUUGGCAGAAGUGAAGGUUUUUGCACCCGAAAUAUACGAAUAAUUUGUAAGAAUUAAACUCUGAUUUACUGAU